ACGGCACAAGUGAAGGUGUGUUCAUGUCAGCUGAGACGGACGCACGACAGAUCCUGUUUAUGAAGCAGCUCGUCACCCGCGAACAUCCUCCAGUAGUGUAUAAUGUGUUGUUAUUCUGGGAAGUACUACGCCGAACCUGUGUACGUUUACAACAUGUACAUAGCUCUCUGUUACCAAGUGUCAACAUGUGUGUCAAGGUGACACGCCGGGGAGAUAUGCAGGGGGUCCAAAGCAGCGUAUAACGUGGCUUUUUGUUACAUGUAAAGUUUAUAAUAGGACAAACAAUGAACGAGAUGUGCCCGUGAACACGUGCUAGUACAAUAUUUGUCUUGUGUCCGUUUACUAUGCUGACCUGACGCCCUCGUCCUUUCAAGUUUACCGAGUUGCUGUCUGGUUACGUGGUGAAAAUUUGCUCUGGAUUCUGACCUGAACGACUUUCAAGUCUUGUCUCGAAACGGUGCUUCUACAAAAAAGUUCGGGCCUGUCUUUGGGGGGCUAUAUCUAUAGCCUCUGUCAGAACAACCCUCUGUUUCACCUGACACGUCGGUCUGGUCCAGACUCGAUUAUUUACAGACCGCCGUCAUAUAGCUGGAAUAUUGCUGAGUGCGGCGUUAAACAACCAACCAACCAACCAACCAACCUGGGACGUCGACAAGCUUUCACUCGGUGGAGCACUGCUUGAGAACUACACUGGAGAAUCUGAUAGAGGUGUCGCUGCUCUCACAGCACUGUCGUGUACCUGUGAUAAGUACAUCAGUUACAUACACCGAGAGACGGGGCGGUGUGGGUCAGACGGGAGUGCAGACAUGUGAAUCAGAAUCAGAUUUAUAGAGAACGUGUUUAUUCCUCCGGGUUGAAAGACACUUGUGAAAACUUGUGACUCGUCAGCCUAUAAGACAUCAUGACUAAUCUCAGCAAAAAGCGUAUUGUCAUCAUUUUAUCUAUUAUAGUGGUUGCAGUUGCAAUUAUAGCACCCACGGCAUACUAUCUCACCCGUCCUACCGACUCAGGGAGUAAGGAUUCAGGAGGAGGAGGAGGGGUCCCCACGAAUCCCGAGGCCCAGCGUCUGGACUGUUACCCCGAGGCGGAGAGUGGUCUUGAGUCGGUGACGAGGGAGAGCUGUGAGGCCAGGAACUGUAUCUACGCUGGGCCGGGUCAGGCGGGACCCCCCUGCCACUUCCCUCUGGAGGGGUACGGGUAUACGGUGACGGGGACUGAGGACACCCCCCUGGGGUUCAAGGCGUUCCUGACACAGAAGGGGAAAGCCCCUUUCGGAGGGGACAUCAGUUCGAUUGUAUUUGAAGUAGAAAUGCGGCAUGAUGAUAUUCUUAGGUUCACGAUCGAUGACCCAAACUCUUCCCGCUACAAGGUCCCGAUGAAGCUCAACCUGGGGUCCACCAAGGCGUCAGACGCCAAGUACAACGUGGUCAUCACAAACAGAGAUACCUUCGCCUUCCAAGUCACCAGGAAGGCGACAGGCAAAGUCAUCUGGGACACGGGUGUCGGGGGAUUGACGUUCUCGGACCAGUUUCUGCAGAUCGCCACGCGCCUCCCGUCGGACAAAGUGUAUGGACUAGGCGAGAACCAGCACAAGUCCUUCAAACAUGACCUCACCAAAACAUGGCCGAUGUGGUCACGUGAUCAGCCUCCUUGGCAGACAUCCAAUCUGUACGGCGUCCACCCCUUUUACAUCUGCGUGGAGGAUGACGACGGUAACUCUCAUGGCGUCCUCUUGCUCAACAGCAAUGCUCAAGAGUACUCCUUCACUGAGUCGCCCAGUCUGACGUAUCGCACGACUGGCGGCAUUCUGGACUUCUAUGUGUUCAUGGGGAGCACGGCCAACAACGCGGUCCAGCAGUACACACAGGUCAUCGGCCGCCCCUUCAUGCCCCCAUACUGGGCUCUGGGGUUCCAGCUGUCUCGCUAUGGUUACAAUAACAUCGCUAAUCUCAAGAAAGCCGUGGAGAAUACCCGGAGGUACAACAUUCCUCACGAUGUGCAGUACGCGGACAUUGACCACAUGGACGAGCGGAAGGACUUCACUGUCGACGACGUCAACUUCGCCGGCUUGAACGACUACUUCAACGAGCUGAGACAGGAGGGCAUGAAAACUAUCAUUAUAUUGGAUCCCUGCUUGAUCAGCAAUGAGACCAACUACCAGCCCUACGAGAAUAUGAAGGCGGCCCGUGCCAAUAUCAAGUGGCCUUCAGAGUACAAUGCCCCGGAUGACAGCAAGGAUGAAACAAACGCCAUACUUGGAUAUGUGUGGCCAAAAGGCAAGGUUGUGUUUCCGGAUUUCUUCAAGAAUGUCACACGAGAAGUCUGGUCAGACCUUAUUGUUAGCCAUCACAGCAGACUCGCCUUCGAUGGCCUCUGGGUUGACAUGAACGAACCGGCCAACUUUGGGACCAAUGAAGAGCGCCCCUUUAACUGGCCGGAAGACGCAACUCCCUAUUGGAGUACGAAAUGUCCCACCAACAAGUAUGACGAUCCACCCUACAGAACACGAGCGGCCUAUGGCCAUGACGGGACUGUGAAGGCCCGCCUGUCUGACAAGACAAUCUGUCUGUCUACUGUACAAGGGGAUGCGGACCAGUUCAGGCACUAUGACGUACACAGUCUGUAUGGGUGGAGCCAGACCGAACCGACACUCAGAGGUCUACAGAAGGCUACAGGGAAGCGUGGUAUCGUCAUCUCCCGGUCCACGUUCCCUGGUAGCGGCAAGGACGCUGGACACUGGCUGGGGGACAACACAAGUGACUGGGAAGACAUGAGGUUAUCUAUCAUAGGUAUUCUGGAGUUCAAUCUGUUUGGAAUACCUUACAUUGGCGCUGAUAUCUGUGGCUUCUUUGGCAACACUACCGCGGAGUUGUGUAGUCGAUGGAUGCAGCUUGGAGCCUUCUACACAUUCAGUCGCAACCACAAUGGUCUCAACUAUAUAGAGCAAGAUCCUGGUGCUUUGGGAGAUGACGUUGCCCGUGUUUCACGGGAAGCGAUGGAAACUCGCUACAGUCUGUUGCCCUUUCUUUACCACUUGUUCCACUUCGCCCACACGAUCGGGGAGCCGGUGAUCAGGUCCCUUGCCCUGGAGUUUCCAUAUGAAAAGAAUGUGUCCACCAACUUUGAACAGUUCCUGUGGGGCGGCGGGCUACUCAUCUCGCCCAUCCUGUACGAGAAUCAAACCGUUCUAAAAAUGUAUUUCCCCGGAGGAAGAUGGUACAACUUUUACACGCUGGAAGAGACAACUGGUACUGGACAGGAGAACAUGGAGAUGCCGGUCAAGCCGGACACCCCAGUACAACUCCACAUUCGUGGCGGUUACAUCGUUAUUACCCAGGAACCAGCUAACAAUACUCGAAACAGUCGCAAGAAUCCACUAACACUAAAGAUCGGACUCUGCCCUGUGAACGCAGCUAAAGGUUGGCUGUUCUGGGAUGAUGGUGAAUCUAUCGAUACCUAUGAGAAUGGAAAUUAUUACAGUUCAACUUUUUAUACGGAAAAUAAUGUACUGGACCUGACUAUCGAACACAACGCAGUGUCGGAGGUCAAUGACCUCUACAUAGACGACAUCUUUGUCCUCGGUGUGAAUAUCGAAGUCAACCUCGUGAGACUAAUAUCAGAGAACAGAGACCUCAACUUUACAUUUGAUUCUGAUAAAAAGAUUCUCAGGAUCACUGAUGACCUACCGGUGAACAAACCAUUCCAGCUCACCUGGACGCAUGAAACACAGGAUCACUUCUCCCGAAUCGAUUGCUACCCUGAAGCCUUGAGUUGGAAGAUUGGCGUCACAAAAGAAGAAUGCGACAAACGAAACUGUAUCUUCGACAAAGAUGGACGUGCUCCUUUCCCGUUGUGCUACUUCCAGCAAGAGGAUUAUGGGUAUUCGGUCUCUGGACCAGUUGAGCAGACAACUCUUGGUUUCCAGGUACCUCUCACCAGACUUGGAGAAGGGCCGUUUGGAAAUGAUGUCCAGAAUAUUACGUUCAAUGUGGAAAUGAGAGGAAACGACGUCCUAAGAUUCACGUUCGAUGAUCCAGUCACGAAGCGGUAUACGGUUCCUCUCAGUAUGGUUCUGCCAAAGCACAGGGGAGAUAAUCUUACCUACGACUUGGUCAUAACCAAUAACCAGACAUUCAGCUUCCAGAUUGUGAGGAAAAGCACAGGCACAGUUAUCUGGGACACGGGUGCAGGCGGUUUGACGUUUGACGACCAGUUCCUCCAAAUCUCGACCCGCCUGCCAUCUCCAAACGUGUACGGCUUCGGGGAGAACCUGCACGCUUCCUUCAGACACAACAGCUGGUACAAGACCUGGCCCAUGUUCUCCCGGGACCAGCCCACCGUCAACGCCUGGGGGAGCUACAAUAACCACUAUGGCGUCCACCCGUACUACAUGUGUGUGGAAAACGACGGCAACUCUCACGGCGUUCUUCUCCUCAACAGCAAUGCUCAAGACUAUACGUUCUCCCCGAUGCCGAUGUUGACCUACCGCACGACUGGCGGAAUCCUGGACUUCUAUGUAUUCCUUGGGCCAACGCCGGACCUCGUCACCAGUCAAUACACAACGGCCAUAGGACGCCCCUUCCUUCCUCCCUACUGGGCCCUGGGAUUCCAGCUCUGUCGCUAUGGAUACAACAAUAUCCAGAACCUGAAGGAUGCUGUCCAGCGUACUAGGGAUGCCGGCAUACCACAUGAUGUGCAGUAUGCUGACAUAGACCAUAUGGACGAGCGAAAAGAUUUCACCGUCGACCACGUCAACUAUCCAGGUCUCGGGGAAUACUUCCAGGAACUGCAGAGGGGUGGCAUGAAGACCAUCAUAAUUCUGGAUCCAGCUCUGGUCUCCAACGAGACUGACUACGAGCCUUACGAACGCAUGAAGGCGGUCCGGGGGAACAUCAUGUGGCCGAACUCCUCCGUGUCCAUCCCAGGGGGAAGUCAGGAUAGUGAUGGGGCAGUACUUGGAUACGUGUGGCCAAAGGGCAAGACCGUAUUUCCCGAUUUCUUCAAGCCAGAGACCAACCAGGUGUGGAAAGAGUUAAUAGUGAAGCACCACAACGAGUUGCCAUUUGAUGGGCUGUGGAUAGACAUGAACGAGCCUGCUAACUUCGGCACCAACGAGGAGAAGCCCUUCAACUGGCCGGAGAAGGACGAGCCCUACUGGAGUCUCAAGUGUAGCGACAACAAAUAUGACGACCCUCCAUACAUAACCCGAGCUGCCUUUAACUACGAUGGCGAAAAGACUGAUGGACGAAUCUCGGACAAGACAUUAUGUAUGGUGGCUCGACAGGGACACAAUGACGAGUACAGACACUACGAUGUCCACAGUCUGUACGGCUGGAGCCAAACUAGGUCUACCUUACAGGGUGUACGGGAGGCUACAGGGAAGCGUGGUAUCGUCAUCUCCCGGUCCACGUUCCCUGGUAGCGGCAAGGAAGCUGGACAUUGGCUUGGGGAUAACAGAAGUGACUGGGACGAUAUGAGAUUAUCCAUCAUAGGUAUUCUGGAGUUUAACUUGUUUGGAAUACCUUACAUUGGAGCUGAUAUCUGUGGCUUCUUUGACAACACUACCGCGGAGUUGUGUAGUCGAUGGAUGCAGCUUGGAGCCUUCUACACAUUCAGUCGCAACCACAAUGGUCUCAACUAUAUAAAUCAAGAUCCUGGUGCUUUCGGGGGUGAUGUUGUCCGUAUAUCGCGGGAAGCGAUGGAGACGCGCUAUAGACUCUUGCCGCAUCUGUACUCGUUGUUUUACUUUGCACAUGUUAAAGGCGAGACUGUCAUCAGGGCUCUAGUCCAUGUAUUUCCAAAGGACAAGAAUACAUACAGUAACCAUGAACAGUUCCUGUGGGGCGGCGGGCUUCUCAUCUCGCCUAUACUGUACGAGAAACAAAAGCUUCUUAGAAUGUACAUACCCGACGGAAGAUGGUACGGUUAUUACACGAUGAAAGAAGUUACUAAGACUGGACAGAUGUAUAUGGAUGUCCCGGUCAAGCCAGACACCCCAGUACAACUCCACCUUCGUGGCGGAUAUAUCAUUAUUACACAGGAACCGGCUAACAAUACACAUUUCAGUCGCAAGAACCCCUUCACAAUCCUGGUCCCUCUGUGCCCUAUCAACGCAGCUAAAGGUUGGUUAUACUGGGAUGACGGCGAAUCCAUUGACACGUAUGAGAAUGGGAACUACUACAUGUCCACCCUCUAUGCCCAUGACAAUGUACUGGACUUAACUAUCGACCACAACACACUGUCUGAGGUCAAUGACCUCUACAUAGACAACAUCAUUGUCCUCGGAGUGGAGGUGCAGGUCAACACGGUCAGACUGGUAUCUGAGAACAGAGACCUCAACUUCACAUAUGAUGCAGACACAAAGAUUCUCCAGAUCACCGAUGACCUCCCCGUGAAUCAACCAUUCCAGCUCUCCUGGACGUCAGCAUCGCCCGAAGACUACACGAAGAUUGACUGCUACCCAGAAGUCCAAGGUCGUGUGGUCACGGUCAAUGAGACGUCGUGCAAUCAAAGACGCUGCAUCUUCACAGCCGCAGGAGACACUUCCGUCCCGGAAUGCUACUUCCCUCAGACCAACUAUGGCUACCGUGUGUCAGGGUUAGUGGAACAGACUACCCUGGGAUUCCGGAUACCUUUGACCAGGAUUGAGAGUUCCCCUGGUCCCUUUGGAAAGGAUAUUACUAAUGUGACAUUUGAAGUAGAAGAACUUGACAACAACUUGCUCCGAUUUAAGUUCUACGACUCCUCCUUUUCCCGAUAUGAAGUACCUGUUCCUCUGGAGUUGCCGAACACGAGAGCUACGGAACCUUGGUAUCGCCUGGAUAUCACUAAUAAUGACACCUUUGCUUUCCGGAUUAUACGACACAGCUCUGGAGCAGUCCUCUGGGACACGACGGUCGGUGGCUUCACAUUCGACGACCAGUUCCUCCAGAUCGCAACCAGGCUUCCCUCCACAAACAUCUACGGCUUCGGCGAGAACACCCAUGACAAGUUCCGACAUAAUCUGUGGUUCAAAACAUGGCCGAUGUGGUCGCGUGACCAGUGGACGAUGUACAGUACGUACGAGAACCACUAUGGCGUCCACCCGUUCUAUAUGGCUAUGGAGGAAGACGGGCAGUCCCAUGGUGUUCUCCUGCUCAACAGUAACGCCCAGGACUAUUCCUUCACACCGCUGCCAAUGUUGAUCUACCGAACUAUCGGCGGCAUCCUGGACUUCUACAUGUUCCUGGGGCCAGAACCAGAGUCGGUCGUCCAGCAGUACACACAGGUGAUCGGUCGUCCUCACAUGCCGCCCUACUGGUCGCUGGGCUUCCAGCUGUGCAGAUACGGCUACAACAAUCUGUCGUCAGUACAGGAAGCGGUCGACGCCACGAGGAAUGCUGGGAUACCCCAUGACGUCCAGUACGUUGAUAUCGACCACAUGGACGAGCGGAAAGACUUCACCGUUGACAACGUCAACUUCCCCGGUCUCAACACCUACUUCAACACGCUCCGUGCUGGGGGCAUGAGAAACAUCAUCAUACUGGACCCAGCCAUCAUCUCCAACAACACCCGCUACGUGCCCUACGACGCGAUGAAGGCGGUAGGCGGUAACAUCAUGUGGCCCAGCGGUGUCGACAUCCCUGUGGGCAGCAACGACACCGACAACGCCCUGCUGGGAUAUGUGUGGCCGAAGGGCAAGACAGUGUUCCCUGACUUCUUCAAGAACGCUACACGGCGGGUGUGGGGCGAGCUCAUCAACAACCACUCCCGCACUCUCUACUUUGAUGGACUUUGGAUUGACAUGAACGAACCUGCCAAUUUCGGCACCAACGAGGAGAAACCCUUCAACUGGCCUGUCAAUGCCACGCCCUACUGGAGCUUGAAGUGUCCCGUCGGCAGCUUGGAGGAUCCCCCAUACAGAACACGUGCCUCGUUCCACUACGAUAAUGCUGACAGACUUGCCCGCAUCUCAGAGAAGACAAUCUGUAUGACUGCUGUACAGGGAGAGCGUGGGGAAUAUCAGCAUUACAACGUCCACAGUCUGUAUGGCUGGAGCCAGACUGAACCCACUCUUAGGGCUCUGCAGCAGGCGACUGGUAAGCGAGGGAUUGUCGUGACCAGGUCCACGUUCCCGGGCAGCGGCAAGCACUCCGGCCACUGGCUUGGGGACAACGCCAGCAAAUGGAGGGACAUGGUGGUCUCAGUCACAGGCAUCCUUGAGUUCAACCUCUUUGGUAUCCCGUAUAUCGGUGCCGAUAUUUGCGGGUUUUUCGAGGAGACGACCCCUGAACUGUGUAAGCGCUGGAUGCAGCUCGGGGCAUUCUACACCUUCUCCAGGAACCAUAAUGGUAUCGGGUUCAAGCGCCAAGACCCUGGGUCCCUUGGCGAGGAUGUUGCACGUGCAUCACGUGAAGCUAUGGAGACGCGGUACCGCCUGCUGCCGUACCUGUACACACUGUUCCAUCGCGCCCACAGCCACGGCAACACCGUCAUCAGACCUCUACAUCACGCGUUUCCACGAGACCAGACCACCUACAGGAUUGACCGGCAGUUCCUGUGGGGCGCCGCUCUCAUGAUAUCACCCAUACUGCACGAAGGCCAGACGUCACUGAGCAUCUACGUACCACAGGGACGUUGGUAUGACUGGUACACCGGUGAUGUAGCUGCGGAGGAGGGGAGGUCCUACCUGCAUAUCCCCAUCAGCCCGGACUCCCAAAUCCCCCUGCAUGUGCGCGGAGGUCAUGUCCUGCCUCUCCAAGACUCUGCCAACAACACACACUUCAGUCGCCAGACGCCAUUCACCCUGAUUGUCGCCCUGGGAGAAAUGGAGGACCAAGGGUUGCAGGCCAGGGGGGAGCUGUUUUGGGAUGACGGGGAGGAGAUAGAUACUUACGAGAAAGGCAACUACUAUCAUGCCGUGUUUGACUGUAAAGAGAACAAGCUGACUAUGAACGUCACACAGGCCAUGGUGGGUAUGGAGGCUCUGAGGUUGCAGAUGGUGGAGGUAUGGGGGUUGCCAGGGAUGAUACGCACCGUCACCAUCAACGCCACAAGUCACGACAGCUUCGUCCAGAAUAAGACACUCGUCAUUUCAUCCCUUGACCACCGAAUGUCGGACAAUCUCGAGAUAUCCUGGACGUAAAUAAAGGGAAGCUGAAUCAGAGAAUGGAUGCCAUUUUCAUCAUCACUUCAUCAUCACUUCAACAAGUAUAUAUUUGAGUAUAAAUUUUGUCAUUAACGAUGGCUGAAAUUUAAAGUAAUUAUUUUUUCGAAAUAUUAAAUAUUUUACAUGAAAAUCGUACACAUUUGUACUUUGAAGAUUCACCUGGUAGGGAAUCAUGCAUUUGUAUUAAUUAAUAUUUGAUUUAUUCUCUUUGUACGUAAUCAUGUAUAAUGCACAUAUUACUUAUAAUUUUGUCAACAAAGCAUACCGGAAUGUUACCCUUUUCUAACAUUCAAUUCGAUACUUUUCUAAUAUUCAAUUCGAUACUUUUCUAACAUUCAAUUCGAUACUUUCAAUCCAUAAUUUAGGUUUUCUUAGGCAUUUUUGUGAACUAUAAAGGGAGUUUUAUAUUCAUCGUUUUUAGAGGAAUCAUAAAGCAUUUGCCUUACUAAUAAGAGAGAUUCGCAAUGAUGCCAUAAACUCAUAUGAAG
Messenger RNA from Haliotis rufescens (red abalone), 9636 nucleotides. RefSeq names its product sucrase-isomaltase, intestinal-like. Bases 902 to 9124 code for a protein of 2740 amino acids. The transcript has 67 exons. Gene Ontology annotation, molecular function: carbohydrate binding; alpha-1,4-glucosidase activity. NCBI's taxonomy places the organism in Eukaryota, Metazoa, Mollusca, Gastropoda, Lepetellida, Haliotidae. Gene Ontology annotation, biological process: carbohydrate metabolic process. The record is from RefSeq and is a predicted model, not a curated record.